AUGAGAUAUCCAGCAGGUGAAAUAGACCGUUGUCUAAAAAAAGUGGCGGAAGGUGUCGAAACCUUCGAAGAUAUUUGGCAGAAAGUUCAUUCAGCACCGAAUCAUAAUCAAAAAGAAAAAUAUGAACAAGAAUUAAAAAAGGAAAUAAAAAAGCUGCAAAGGCUUCGAGAUCAAAUUAAAGCGUGGAUAUCGUCAAGCGAAAUCAAAGAUAAAAAAGCGUUACAAGAAGCAAGAAAAAAUAUUGAACAACAAAUGGAACGUUUUAAAGUUGUUGAACGUGAAACAAAAACAAAAGCGUAUAGUAAAGAAGGUUUGGGCGCUGGACAAAAACUAGAUCCACAAGUGAAAGAGAAAGAAGAGUGUAAUCAAUGGAUAACGGAAUCCAUUCAAGAAAUUCGAAUACAAAUUGAUAAAUUUGAAUCCGAUAUUGAAAGUUUAUCAGCACAGCUGAAAAAGAAAAAAUCAGAUAAAGAUAAACAAGAACGUGUAGAAGAAUUAAAAAGUAGUAUUGAAAGACAUAAAUAUCAUAUUGAAAGUUUAGAAAAAAUUUUGCGUGCAGUUAAUAACGAUGCAUUAGAUCCAAAAAUUGUUCAACAUAUUCGUCAAGAUUUAGACUAUUAUAUUGAAUCAAGUCAGGAACUUGAUUUUAAAGAAAAUGAACAAAUGUACGAUGAAAUUGAUCUUGAUGAUUUAAGUAUGUUGAUGCCUCUAAUACCACUCCCAGGGCAAUUAGUUGGAGGACAUUUAAUAGCGGGCACACAAUUAGCCGGACUAAUCCCUGGUGAACUGAAUAAUACAUCAUCAUCCUCAACAAAUAAUGAAACAAGUGAAAUAACAAAAAUCAUGGCGUCGCCAACUUCGACUCAGUCAAAUUCACCUAGUCCAAGUCCGUCAUUAUCUUUCAGUGAAGAUCGAAGAAGAAAUAAAUCUGAAUCAGAAGAUUAUAAUCAACAGCCGUCACAACGGUUAAGAUCAAAUUCAGGAACAUCAACAAAUAAUAACGGUAAUAGUCAUACAACUACGGGAACGUUGUUUUCUACAAAACCUUCCAGUCAGCCAUCAUCUAACACGACGAAUUCGACCACAUCGUCACCAUCUAGUACUUCAAACGGACCAUUUAUCAGUCUAAAUUUCACAUCGACGUCCAAACCGGUACCCACAUUGUCAACAAGUGCACCAUCGUCGUUCAGUCAUAUUCAUCCUAUUUCUUCUGUAACUACCAAUACCACAACAACAACGACCAACACGACUACGAACCAUUUCCAUCAUCAUACAGCAUUAACGACAGCCUCAAACACAUCUACGUUGCCUGUACUACAAUACGCCGCUAUUGUGUCACAAAAUGCAGGAACAAACUCGACAAUGACGAAUCAUAUGAGCGGUGCAUCUAAACAACAACAAAUCUUAUCACCGUCAAGUAGUAAUAAAAUGCCAUCAACAUCUUCCACUCUGACAGUACUUCACAAUCAACAAAACAACAGCAAACUGACUGGUAAUAAUGAUCAAACAGUGGCCACAACAUCAACUAUAACAUCACCUAUUACUACCACAGCGACAGCUGCGAUUACGAUAUCUCAAGCCCAGCCUUUGGCUACUCAAUCAUCUCUAUCUAACGAAAGAAUUCUAACUAAUGCACCAUCUAUUUAUGGUAACUCGUCAUUUUAUAACAAUAAUAAUAUUAAUACAAUAAACUCAACGGAUACGACGGCUUGUCUAACACCAACAGUUGUAACAUCAUCAUCUAUUCUAUUGAAUCGUACUAUAUCGGACGGUGAUCCAAAUAUAAUCAGAUCAACGGCACAAAGAUUAACUGAUAGUUCAUCAACAACAGAUCCUCUAACUUCAGCAUUAUCCAGUCAGCAACAGCAUGUACCAACAUCAUCUCAAUCUGUUAAUCUCUCAACGUUAUUAAAUUUACAAGAUACAAACCCACUACUCUACCAGUCAUCGACAGCAUCUUCCUCAUCGAACUCUAUACCAUCAGAAUCACUAUUAAACUCAUUAAGUACAUUUAUUCCAACAUCUCAGCAACAACAAUCGUUUUAUAGCAGUUCGGAUCAACUCGGGUCAUCUUCUGUUCCAACAACUGCCUCAUCAACUCUCAUACAAACUCAACAAACAUCGAACAGUAGCACAAUGGGAUCUAGUGUACUUAGUCAGUUAGUCAUGAAUACACCAAUUAAUCCAGAUAAUUUGAGAUAUUUAAAUUUAACAUCAGCUGCGUCGCAGUCGUUGGGAGGAAAUUUAUUACAGCAAUCACAAACCCAACAACUACAGCAACGUGAUCAACAAUCAGCGCUAACUUCGUUAGGAUUGUCCACUGGCCAGCAACAAUCUCAGACAACGAACGGCCGUGUGCCAUUGACGCCAGCCGAAAUGAGAAUGUUACAUCGUCUUAGUGUCGCAUACCAAAAAUUACCAUCAUUGUUAGAAGCCGAACGGCAAAGAACGAGUACAAAUCGUUUAUAUGCUCGAAAUCCUUUAGGUGCGUCACAAGUUAUACCUUAUUAUCCAUUGCAGCCACCCGUUGGUAGUGAUACAGCGGAUUUUUAUUAUCGUCUUGCUCCAGAUACAUUAUUUUUCAUCUUCUAUUAUAUGGAGGGUACACGAGCACAAUAUCUAGCUGCAAAAGCUUUGAAAAGACAAUCGUGGCGUUUUCAUACAAAACAUAUGUGUUGGUUUCAAAGACAUGAAGAACCAUCAAAAAUUACGGACGAUUAUGAACAGGGUACGUAUAUCUUUUUCGAUUAUGAACGAUGGCAAACUCGAAAACGUGAUAAUUUUGUGUUUGAAUACAAAUAUUUGGAAGAUCGAGAAUUUUGA
This is a messenger RNA of Didymodactylos carnosus, 2823 nucleotides long. NCBI's taxonomy places the organism in Eukaryota, Metazoa, Rotifera, Eurotatoria, Philodinida, Philodinidae. The record is from the annotation of a GenBank genome assembly.